AACAAUUGUACGUUUUCUGUUCAUUUUGGAGCAUCACACAGUAAUUACAGACAGACGUAAUUCAUGGUGUAUUACUCUAAGAUGUAGCUUUUGGCAUCUUAAGUGUAUAAUUGUUCAUAUAUUAUAAUCGUUGCGCAAUUAGUUAUUUAAUUAUUGUUAUUAUUAAUUUAAUUAAAAUUUGUAUUUAGAUUUAUCGAAACAACUUAAACUAUAUAUACAUAUAUGUAACUAUCUCUUAAACUCAUAAGUGGUUGUUAUAAAAUAGUGAAAUUUAUUUAUUCCAUGACUCCGUCAUCUAAUAAUACAUGCUCGUGAAUUUUUCUCGCAUUCAGUUGACCAUCGACUCAAUCGCAAUAAUCAUCCACUUAUUUCCCGUUAGCGGAAAAUGACAGUAUUAGAGGCAGAAGAAGAUUCGGAUGAACGAUCCGUUCCCCCUAGGAAAAAAUUUUGCUUGUCACUUUCACGACGCGAUCAUAACAUUAACAAGACAAUUACACAGCCCCCUCACUCGUCUACACGAGGGGGCUUCUACGAAGAUCAAGAUCUUCCUUACAGCACAAGCAAAAUGUUGAAUGGAUAUCGAAGUCAAUUGGGAAAUCAUCAAGACUUAUCAUAUGACAUUAUUGGAGGUGGUUCAGAUGGAUUGAGAAUAGCGACUCUUUGUAAUCUUGGAAAUACAUGCUUUUUAAAUAGUGUUAUUUACACCCUACGCUUUGCACCCUCAUUUUUGCAUAACUUACAUCAUCUUGCGACAGAUCUGUCCAAUCUUAAUGACAAACAAUUACAAACAAAGGUGAAAUCAUCCUCUCUUGGUCGCACUGGGGUAUCCUUGACAUCAAGUGGCAAUAGAAGUUGGAGCAGUAAAGAUUUAUCAGCUUUAUCAGGUAUCAGUGAACUAAACAAACCAAGAAUACAAGUUGCUACUGAAAAGCUUCACGAAUUAUUCGCGGCUUUAAGGAUCAGUGAAACAAAGGAUAGCUGUGAACCUUAUCAACCUGAUGCUUUUCUUCAAGCUUUGAGGGAUGUUAAUCCAAUAUUUGAAGGUAAUCAGCAACAAGAUGCACAUGAGUUGUUGGUUUGUUUACUGGACAAUAUCCGCGAGACAUUUCAAUUGCUAGUACGGCAUAGAGAAAGUCAAUUUGGUCAAAGCAAUGGUGGUAUGAUUGAUUUUACAAUGGAUCGUUUUAUUGAUAUGCAAUUCGAAGGAAGUGGAUCUGGUAAGCGAAGUAUGCGUAAGAAGAAACAAAAAAAGUAUCAGUCAACUCGAGGCAGCGCUACAUGUUUGUCGCAAUCGAGUGUAAAUGGAACCGCAGUAGCUUCAAAACUUGAAAAUGGUCAUGCUGAAUUUAUGGGAAAUAAUGGCGAGCUGUUGUCUCAUCGACCUGAAAGCAAAAAGUGUUUUAUUUCCGAAGAUUUUGAAGGUGUCAGCCUUCUACGUACUACUUGUCUUGAAUGUGAGCAUGUCACAGAACGAAAAGAAACUUUUUGUGACAUUUGCGUGCCGAUUGAAACCGGUAGAUCCAAUGAAAAAGAUGAAAAUGGUAAAUCGAUAGACGGCAGUGAGGUAUACAGGCACUCUGUUGUCACCAGUGAGCUUCUGUGCGGUAGGGACAAAUAUUGGUGCGCCAGCUGCUUGAGAUAUAACGAAGCACGGCGCGCCGUCAGUUUUCCAUCUUUACCUAGGCUUCUAGUUCUUCAACUCAAACGAUUUGCCACUGCAGCUGGUUCUAUGGAAAAAAUAAACAACUACAUGCCAACACCUUUGACAUUGCAAUGUUUCUGCGAAGAAUGCAACAGUGACUCAGAAGAGAACACAUCGUCAAGCCGUAGUCAAGCUUCAUCCGAAUCUCGACACGUGUAUAAACUUUACUCAGUGAUAAUGCAUCAAGGUGCAACAUCCACUGCUGGUCACUACAUUGCUUACACAAAAGUCCCAGAGGAGUCAAUGUUUACUGAAUACUUUCACUGUGAUCGCGAUGCACGUCGUCAAAAUGUCACCCAGAGUAGUAGCAGCAGCAACUCGGCCACAUCAACAUCCUCAAGUAUCCUCAAGUGUUUCCGCAGUAAAUCAAACAUAAGUGAGAGCAAGGAACACUUGAUAAAAAUGGGCUGCAGGAGUAUGGAGUGCUGUGGAAUACGUCGUGUUAAAAAUAAUGCUAACACAUGGCUUGAGUGCGACGAUGAUCUAGUCAGAGCCAUACGUGAACGUGAAUUACUUGAUAAACUAGCCCCCAAUCCUCGUAAUUCAGCGACACCGUAUCUAUUAUUUUACGUGAGGUCUACGACGUAAAAGCAUUCCUUCCUGACAUUGCCUACCUGCCACUAUCUUUUCCUAAUAAAAUGUAUCAAAUGUCUUCAUUUUAAAUUAAACACUAAAUGCCCAUUAA
This is a messenger RNA of Microplitis mediator, 2387 nucleotides long. RefSeq names its product ubiquitin carboxyl-terminal hydrolase 1 (gene Usp1). Gene Ontology annotation, molecular function: cysteine-type deubiquitinase activity; cysteine-type endopeptidase activity. The record is from RefSeq and is a predicted model, not a curated record. The transcript is spliced from 8 exons. The coding region runs from base 386 to 2290 and encodes 634 amino acids. NCBI's taxonomy places the organism in Eukaryota, Metazoa, Arthropoda, Insecta, Hymenoptera, Braconidae. Gene Ontology annotation, cellular component: nucleus; cytosol. Gene Ontology annotation, biological process: protein deubiquitination.